AUGGCCAUGGCUCACGAUGACGUACAUAUAGACGGCCACAAAGUGAUUAGAACCUAUUCGACGAACGAUGAGAUGGACUACAUCAAUGAUGAUAGAAACAGACGUUUUUAUUUAGAUCCCGGGAAUGAGUUCAACUUCGAUUAUGGGAAGGCCUUUGCCGAGGGUUACACGGCCAGGGAAGGGGUGCCUCACUUAGUUGCAGGAAGAUACGCGUGGAUGCGAGAUCAUCGGCAGGUACUGAUAGACAAUGGAAUUUUGGAUAAAGCCCAAUCAAGAUUGAACGUGGAUUUUGUGUCACGUCGAGGGGUACUUACCCGCAUUUUGCAAAUGGGAGGACGCAAGGACUGGGACAUUGGAAUUGCCGUCACUCUCUACAAAGGUACCUACCACCUCAGUUCGACCAUGAAAAAUAGAGCAGCACCUCAAAAGAAGAACCUGAUAGCAGCAUCCACCAAUCUUCUUGUUAAGUUUGUGACGAGCAGGGAUGGACUAACGCCAGAUGAGCCUGCCCCCGUAAACGUGAAAGAAAUCUUCUUUACUUUGAUGACGGUCAACUGCGGGAAUCACCGCUUGCUUGUGCGUAGUGAGAUACAGGCAGAGAAAAGAAUCGCCCCCGAUGAGCCCCCUCAAGCAUUGCCAAACCCAAGAUACUGUAUGAAUGUCCGCUCGAGGCCUCUGAGACAUACACUAGAUCCGUAA
This is a messenger RNA of Strongylocentrotus purpuratus (purple sea urchin), 699 nucleotides long. RefSeq names its product decapping and exoribonuclease protein-like. The transcript has 4 exons. Gene Ontology annotation, molecular function: mRNA 5'-diphosphatase activity. Gene Ontology annotation, cellular component: cytosol; nucleus. The record is from RefSeq and is a predicted model, not a curated record. NCBI's taxonomy places the organism in Eukaryota, Metazoa, Echinodermata, Echinoidea, Camarodonta, Strongylocentrotidae. Gene Ontology annotation, biological process: NAD-cap decapping; nuclear-transcribed mRNA catabolic process. The coding region runs from base 1 to 699 and encodes 232 amino acids.